This is a messenger RNA of Astyanax mexicanus (Mexican tetra), 1677 nucleotides long. It is a transcript of the gene rad51c, whose product is annotated as RAD51 paralog C. The record is from RefSeq and is a predicted model, not a curated record. The coding region runs from base 409 to 1494 and encodes 361 amino acids. Gene Ontology annotation, biological process: DNA repair; reciprocal meiotic recombination; meiotic DNA recombinase assembly. The transcript has 9 exons. Lineage: Eukaryota; Metazoa; Chordata; Actinopteri; Characiformes; Acestrorhamphidae. Gene Ontology annotation, cellular component: Rad51C-XRCC3 complex; replication fork; Rad51B-Rad51C-Rad51D-XRCC2 complex. Gene Ontology annotation, molecular function: ATP binding; four-way junction DNA binding; ATP-dependent DNA damage sensor activity.
UUUCCCUAAUAUUUUUGGAACAAACAAAAUGCUCCAUCCACACUGAUACUGUAUGUAAGGUUGUUUGCAGACUAAUUUUAAUAACUGUGAUGAGGAGUUGAGGAGACUCUUAUUUUGAAAAUAACACCACCGUUUUGACUUAAUGCGAAAGCAGGGAGGACAUGACGAGCCGUACAGAUCAGUGUACAUCAUUUUAGAGGGAAUCUCAAACAGCACAAAAGCUUAUUUGUUUUAUAUUGUAGUGUUCGGUGCUGUUUUUAAUCAUAGGCUGGGCAUAGAAUAAAUUCAGAUUUAAAUGUUAAAGCCUUAAAACAGCAUGCAGUAAAAUACAGCGAGUGUUGUGUAUAUGGUGUAAAGUGAAGUUUGUGCUCAUGUGAAGACAUACAGCACUAACUUACAGCUACACUAAUGCAGAGGACCGUGGCCAGCUCGCCUCUGGCUCCCUCCGUGAAGGUGAAAUUAAUACAUUUCGGUUUUCACACGGCAGCAGAUUUGCUCGAUGUGCAGCCACUUCAACUAUGCAAAGAAGCAGGUAUAUCUCAGGAUGAAGCGGUUGAGGUGCUGCAGACGCUGCGAGGUGAUGCGCAGUCUGACCAGCAGGAGGCGGCAUCAGAAAGCGUAACAGCGCUGGACCUCCUCCACCAGGAGCAGAUCCACAGCGGUGUGGUGACGUUCUGCUCCGAGCUCGACGCUGUUCUCGGAGGGGGCGUUCCCGUGGGAAAGACCACCGAGAUUUGCGGAGCUCCGGGAGUCGGAAAGACUCAGCUCUGUAUUCAGCUGGCUGUGGAUGUGCAGAUCCCCCUGUGUUUUGGUGGUUUGGGUGGAAAGGCUGUGUACAUUGACACAGAGGGCAGCUUUGUGGUCCAGCGGGUGGUGGACAUGGCAGAAGCUGCAGUAGAGCACUGUACUUUAUUGGCAGAGGAUGAAGAGCAGCGAAAAGCACUGGAGGAGUUCACCAAGGAGAAAAUCCUCUCCGGCAUCUUCCUGAUCCGUUGUCAUGGUUACGUAGAGCUGCUGGCUGAGGCCUACCUCCUGCCUGACUUCCUAGCGAAGCAUCCUGAGGUGCGGCUGGUGGUGAUUGACAGCAUUGCCUUUCCGUUCAGGCAUGACUUUGAUGAUCUCUCUCAGAGAACCCGCCUCCUCAAUGGUCUCGCCCAGAAGCUAAUCCUGUUAGCCACCCAGCACAGUGCAGCAAUUGUGCUGACCAAUCAGAUGACAACCAAAGUCUCAGAUGGCCAAUCCAAACUCAUUCCUGCUUUAGGUGAAAGUUGGGGUCAUGCAGCCACUCAGAGGCUGAUCCUGCACUGGGAUGGAGUCAAAAGGAUGGCAUCUCUCUGCAAGUCCCCAAACCAAAAGGAGGCCACAGUCCAGUAUCAGAUUACGGGUCAAGGUUUCAGAGACUCCAGUAACUCAGUUGAAGCGCAUCCCUCCAGCCCUGCGGCAGGAAAUCACAGCAAGCGUCCGCGUACAGAUCAGCAGCAGCAGCAGGAUUAAGACGACUCUGAGACACUCUUCAUGCCUUGAGUGCCUAAAGAGACACAAGUCAUCGAGUCAACACUCUUUAAUGAACACAUUUAAUAAAGGCCCCGUAUCCUACAUAUUGUAACAUUUCUGUAUCUUUAAAGCUGUAUUCAAAUGACGUGGAGUAAUGUAAAUAAAGUGUUUUUCAGUGUUUUA